Molecule: messenger RNA, 1553 nt
Organism: Erigeron canadensis
Lineage: Eukaryota; Viridiplantae; Streptophyta; Magnoliopsida; Asterales; Asteraceae
Product: probable serine/threonine-protein kinase PBL25
Exons: 5
Coding region: 28-1332 (434 amino acids)
Biological process (GO): protein phosphorylation
Molecular function (GO): ATP binding; protein kinase activity
Source: RefSeq, a predicted model, not a curated record
UAUUCAAAUUGCUAACUUGACAAAAACAUGAGAUGUUUUCCGUGUUUUUCGUCAAAAGAAAAUAGACGAUCAAGGAGAUAUGCAAGUCGUAGAGGGAGAAGCCCGCUUGUACACAAUUCUCCUCCCUGCGAACCUCCUCCUCCUCCUCCUGAGAAUCAAAGAAGGGUUCCUUCAGAAGUCAAGACUCAUAAACCUGCUACCCCUAACAGAACAGGCAAUGAGGCUACCAAUAAUCAGGCUGCCGUAAAAACAGCAGAUGGCAGCAAUAUUGCAGCUCAAACUUUCACUUUCCGAGAGCUAGCUACCGCUACAAGGAACUUCCGACAAGAUUCACUCAUUGGUGAAGGUGGAUUCGGGCGAGUUUACAAGGGAAAACUCCCUAAAACGGGCCAGCUUGUGGCUGUGAAGCAACUGGAUCGCAACGGGUUGCAAGGAAAUCGUGAAUUUUUAGUAGAGGUUUUGAUGUUGAGCCUUCUUCAUCAUCAAAAUUUGGUGAGUCUUAUAGGAUAUUGUGCAGAUGGUGAUCAAAGACUUCUUGUGUACGAAUACAUGCCUGCAGGUUCACUGGAAGAUCAUCUACUCGAUCUUCCGCGAGGGAAAGCACCACUACCUUGGUUCACAAGGAUGAAAAUUGCAUUAGACGCUGCAAAAGGUCUAGAAUACUUGCACGAUAAAGCUAGCCCGCCUGUUAUUUACCGUGAUUUGAAGUCUUCUAACAUCUUACUUGAUCAAGAUUUCAAUGCCAAGCUGUCAGAUUUUGGGCUAGCCAAGCUUGGCCCUGUAGGGGACAAUUCACAUGUGUCAACAAGAGUGAUGGGCACAUACGGAUAUUGUGCACCUGAGUACCAAAGAACGGGUCAACUAACUGUGAAAUCCGAUGUUUACAGCUUUGGAGUCGUCUUGUUGGAGCUCAUCACUGGGAGAAGAGCCAUUGAUCCAAAUAUGAGAAUUAACGAGCAAAAUCUUGUUUCAUGGGCAGACCCAAUAUUCAAGAACCCCCAACGGUUCACAGAACUAGCUGACCCAUUAUUAAAAGGAGAUCACCCUGACAAAGGUUUGAACCAAGCAAUAGCAGUUGCAGCCAUGUGUCUCAAUGAGGAUUCAUCGGUUCGACCAUUGAUGAGUGACGUGGUUACAGCUCUUAGUUUCCUUGGAGAUGGAAACGACACGAUAGAACUAAUAGAUUCUCCCUCUGAACCAUCCCUAUCUCGACUUCCCUCUAUCAAUAAACAGGACAAGGCGUCUACUAGUGAUAGAGAAAGAGCAGUGGCAGAAGCCAUGGAAUGGGGUGCACGUUCUAGGACCGGUGUAAUGUCAAGAUCAAUGCGGUAGAUCCAUCCACUUUAUAAUGAACUGUUUUAAGAGCAAUUGUCAAAACGGCUUGAUCCAAUGCUUCAAUACAGUUUUGAAUACACGAAUUAACGAGAAAAUAGAUCAUUCGAUCAUGAAAACCAUUGCUACCCAUGUGAGUUAUAGACUGUUUUUCGAGUCAGUUUUGAGUGUAAAUAUGUGAUUGUGUUUUGAACUGAGUUUGGUGUAUGAUCAUCUUUCAA